ACCACUUAUAAAUAUUUUGAUGCACUAAAACAUUCCUAGAAGGCAGGAAUAUUUAGAAAUAAAACUUUGGAGUUUAGGAACAUUAUUUUUUUUAAAAGAGUGGAAUGUGUACCACUGAUGCCACAUUGAGAGAAUGGGAGCGUUGGUGUCGUCUCUGCGCGAAACAUGAUGGUUGCUACUUUAAUAUAUUUCUGGAGCAAUCCCCACAGUCUCUGGAUUCGGAUGUAAAUCUUCAUUCCAUUAUAGAGAAAUUCUUCCAUAUUAAGAUAAAGCCUAGAGAUGGACUCCCAAUAUCACUGUGUACUGAAUGCUGCUCUGCAAUAGCAUCUUUGGAAAAAUAUGCGGAACAUAUAAAGAAAGUUCAAAAAAUGUACAAAGAUUUAAAAAAUACAGCAGAGUUCGCCGAUAUAAACCUCAAAGAUUUAUAUCAAAAAUACGGUUUAUUUAAAUGCGAGUCAAAUCUGCCCCAAUCAACAACGUCUGCAGUCGAACAAAUAUUUGUUCCUGUAAACCCAAAUACAGUCGUUAAAGUUGAAGAAAUGGAAAUAACGGAGUCAAAGGAAGUAAAACAAGAAACUGAAAUCGAUGUGGAUUUCCCCGAUCCUUUCGCAAACAAUAACCAGAAUGUGGAGGAGACCACUCAUAUAAGUGAAGAUAGUGAAAGUAGUAACAAUAAAACUGACUCUGACUGUGAUUCUGACGAAUUUUCAGAACAAAAAUUGGGAUAUAAUAAAAAUGUCAAUGAAGACAAAGGGGAAAGUAUGCCAAGAAGAAAGUAUAUGUAUCACAUGAAGAGCAAGCACUGCACAGAAACUCCUUUUUGGAAUUGCUCUCAUUGUAGUAGUUCUUUCAAAUAUAAAAAGGAGCUGGUUCGUCAUACAAAAAAAAUUCACGCACCGAGUGUUUAUCCGUGUCCACAUUGUGAUCGAAAAUUUAAAAGAGCCAAAGAUGCUGAAAAUCACAUUAAAGCUGAGCACGAAGGAACACGUUCAUUAAUUUGUGAAGAAUGCGGUGAAGGUGUGCGUACAAAACAGAAACUUUUCGAACAUAUGGCCAUACACACAGGCCGUGGGGCCUAUGAAUGCAAAGAGUGCGGCAGAUAUUUUUUACGAAAACCCCUAUUAAAGAGGCACUUGGAAAUCCAUGGAGAAAAACAUACUUGUGGAGAAUGUCUUUUAGAGUUCAAUACAUCUUUAGCACUAAAGAGGCAUAUGAAAGUGCAUUCCGAUGAAAUGCCAUACAAAUGCAAUUAUUGCGGUCACAGAUUUAAGCGUGCAAAAAAUUUGAAGAACCAUCUUAUUACGCAUACUGGCCUCAAACCCUAUUCGUGUGACUUCUGUGAUAAAACAUUUUCAACUGGAUCAAGUUGCCGUUAUCACAAAAAACAUUUACAUCCGAAGGAACUGGCCGAACAAGAAGCGACGGGCGUAAAAUCCUAUACAAAAAAUAUACCCACAUUGAGUGUGUUAAGAGCGAUUACGCAAGUUGCUGGAAAAAUAGAAAAAGAUGAUGGUUACAUAGGCGAUAAGAGAAUAAAAGUUCCAAAACUAGAUGCUGAGUUACCUGAUGAUUGAAAUGCAAAAUAAAAUUAACUUAAAUAAAUAAAACCUAAAUUGUCAUCUAAUUAAAGUAGUCGAAAGGUUCAUAACUUACAGGCUAAUCGCAUUUUCUAACAAUGUGUUUUUAGAUUCGCAGUAGCUCGUGCUUGUUUCUUAUAUUAGCAAUGAAUUGUGUACAAAAUUUGAUUUGUAUAUGAAAUAUUUGAAUACUGUAAAAAUACGAAUUUGUUUGUACUCCGGUCGAUGCACCGCUGCGCAUAGAAAUUUCCGACUCAACAAAAUAGAUCAGGACACCUCAAUAAAUGUUAAUGAUUUAUUUCUUUAAUUGUACAUUAAUUAAAAUUUUUAUGAAUGAGAAACUAAAACUUGUUAAAACACAAUGUAAA
Molecule: messenger RNA, 1945 nt
Organism: Anastrepha ludens (Mexican fruit fly)
Lineage: Eukaryota; Metazoa; Arthropoda; Insecta; Diptera; Tephritidae
Product: zinc finger protein 383-like
Exons: 4
Coding region: 105-1574 (489 amino acids)
Biological process (GO): regulation of transcription by RNA polymerase II
Cellular component (GO): nucleus
Molecular function (GO): DNA-binding transcription factor activity; RNA polymerase II cis-regulatory region sequence-specific DNA binding; zinc ion binding
Source: RefSeq, a predicted model, not a curated record